GCAGGACAGGAGGAAUUGGAAAUCGAUGGGAGAUGCACCUUCCUUCCCGGGGAACAAAAUAUGAUGACGACGAUGAUGAUGAUAAUUAACUACGUCAUAUCCUAUCCUAUCUUCUAAACAUAUCAAUGAUGCGACACUGUUCGUGUCACACUUUGAGAAAAGGCGACAAAUCCGAAAUUGUCGCUACUAUUGAACUGAAAUAAAUUUAUUUUUUUACGCAGCCAUGUUAGCCCAGUUAACACUCCACGUGUAAGGGCAAGUAAAUCGGGUCCAGCGGUGAAUGUUGGGCAGGAUCUAUUACGAAGAUGCAGCGUUUAAGAAUUAUGUGUGCAUCAAUUAGUCGCAUUAAGAGGGAAGUGCCUUUAUAGGAUAUAUUCAGAAUUCAAAAUUACCCGCUCCUGUUUGUCUUACUGGCCGCAGCCACUUCGUAUUUCACGCACGUCAGAGUUAUUAAUCCUUUCUUCAAGACAAGCAGCCUUUGAUAUUCAGUACUUGAUUGUGUCGUUUGCUGCAUCGCUGUCAAUCAGGUCAGGCACAUGAACGGGGCAUAAACAUUCUGCUUCACAGUGGUUGAAGCAGGGUGUGGCUUCUAUUCUUCAUUGUACUGUUUUCACAUCGCUCAUGAAGCCCGUACUGAGACGAAAUAUGAACGUCGCUGUCGGUUGAUGUUGACCGACGGCGCCAUGAACCUGUAGUCAUUGAAGAGGCUCUGGUGAGAUACGUCUUUACUUUGGCCUCAUGACGCGAAAUAUUUCCUCUUUCGAACGCAGAAUACCCGGGCUAGGCUGAGCAUCACAGACUGAUGACAUGUAUAUAGCCUUACGGCACAACCUUUCUUUGCACAACAGAUUACAGGCGAAGGAGCGCAUCCAGAAAAUUCGACGUCAGUUGCACUGCAGUCGCUGUCUGUAUCCCCUGCUCAUUGCUCCAGUUCAACUAAAGGAAGCAUCUUGCUCGUGAAACAUACCCCUUGAGCCGUCUUCCUCAAUCUAAUCUUGCAAAGCGAAACGAUGAGCCUUCGUCCAUACUACCCCAUUCCAUCCAAUACACUGGAACUUCGGGAGAAAAUAAUUUCAAUAAAUGGCCUACACAUCCUUUUCAAGAUGGGGAGGAGAGAGACCAUCACCGAAACCAAAGUGAAAGGAUUUGAUGGUUUCAGCUUUCGCACAUUUGCAAUCACUCUAACUAUAGAGGACAGGUUUUCAAUAGGAGCUUCGCAUGAUGCCGCAUAUGCCAGCACCGAAUUGGUACAAGGAGUUCCUCGCUAUUAUAACAAGACAUCUAGUGCCACUUAUCCUUCCUACUCAGAUUACUCGGCAGGCAAAACAGAAACCGACGAAUAUUUCUCUCUGGCGCUGAGAUUCGGAACCGAAAAGUCUAGCCAUAUUUGGGUGAGUUAGUCACCUUACACAUGGACCCAAACAGCACAGAGGUACAGCAUUUUUGGCAGUUAUUUGGGAAGAGCUUUAGCAGUGCGAAAUAGGGGCUUCAAAAUCUGCUUAAUGGAGCAACAAUGCAACUAAGGUGUAACCAUCUGUGCCUCCUAAAACUGUUCGAGCUCGACUGUGUUUUUUGUCACGACACAUUUGUUAGUAGCAUGCUGAUAAAAUGUGCGGGAUUAUUGUGUAUUUUAGUUUAGUUUAUUGGUUGUUUUUUACUAUUGUUUUGUAAUCCAAGGCAAUCGCGACAUGUUAUUUAUCCCUGAAUCAUCUAGCCUCAA
This is a messenger RNA of Dermacentor andersoni, 1720 nucleotides long. Lineage: Eukaryota; Metazoa; Arthropoda; Arachnida; Ixodida; Ixodidae. The record is from RefSeq and is a predicted model, not a curated record.